AUGAAUCAUCUCGAAGUCCUCGUGGUGGACGACGACGACGAUUUGAACGCCUACGUGACGAUGGGCUCUGUCUUAGUGAUCUCCAAUCGCGAGGCAAGAUCGCGAAUAGCGACGAAGUACUUUGCUUUCUCUUUAUUUUUCUCUAACGCACAGUGCAUUUCCUGUAUAUUAGCCCAUGAACUCGCGCACAUGCUCUCACGCCACCCCGUGGAAUCGAUGCUCCGCUGGACGUCGCUGGCGUACCACGUGUACAUCACGAUGGUGCCGGAUUUGGUGGUGAUGCCGUGCAUCAAGAGCGUCUUCGACCGCUGGGUGAGUCGCGAGCAGGAGCACGAGGCGGACUUCCAGGCGCUCUACUUGCUGAAACGCGCAGGCGUGGAGCCGAGGAAGCUGCUGGAGACACUGGCGUUGCUGCCGGAAGGGACGCAGUACCGAGAUGUUCUCUCUAAAACGAGGGAACUCGUGGAUAAUCAUCCGAGCGUGCCGAAGCGGAUCGAGUAUUUGAAGAGCCAGAUGGAAGGGUUUGAAGAGGAUUUUAAGGAACGAUAUCAGGUGAAGGAGAGGCCUGUAGAACAGCGGUCGUCCUUCACGAAGGUUUUGCUGUCUUUUGCUGGACUGUGCUAGAGAGUAGUAAAUGUAUAGUAGCUUGAAUCGCAAUGAA
This is a messenger RNA of Blastocystis hominis, 661 nucleotides long. RefSeq lists its product as hypothetical. NCBI's taxonomy places the organism in Eukaryota, Bigyra, Opalinata, Blastocystidae. The transcript is spliced from 3 exons. Gene Ontology annotation, cellular component: membrane. The coding region runs from base 1 to 624 and encodes 207 amino acids. Gene Ontology annotation, molecular function: metalloendopeptidase activity. The record is from RefSeq and is a predicted model, not a curated record.